CCAUCGAGGCGCAUGCGGAGGGCGGUGUGUCGGGACAAUGGCCGGAAGCGGCGCGCCUGUCUUGCCACCUGGGUGCUAUAGCGGCGGCGCUUGCGUGACGAUCACUCUUCAUGGUUUCUCUCCUGAGGCCGCAGGAGUUCGGGAAAAACGUCCCCGCGGAAGUCCUCGCCGGGCGGGCGAACAGCCAUUAAUGGUGCAGCGCGCUGACGCCUCGCAGCGACCCAUCACUCAAGGCCGCCGCCAGUAUCGCAUCGUCGUUUGGUAGUGCAUGUCUGCUUGCGCGGGAACAAACAACAAACAAAAGUUAAAACCCAAGGGCACCCCCUUCUCGUGGCCCAUGGACACUGACGACAUGACGGCCUCGCCGCCUCGCCUACCUCCCGUCAGCGGAGUGCUGGUCACCGCGAACCCGGCGGUGGUGCGGCCGGUGGCCUUCCGGGCGGUGCGCUGGGGCCACGGGGCGGACGUCGACGACGGCUGCUCAAGCAGUGGUUCGGUGUUCAACCUGCACGACGAGCGGCUACUGCUGGCGCCUGAGCGCCGGCCCUCGGGCCAUCACUCGGCACCGCUGCUGGAGAGGCAGCCGCGGUCGGCGGCCGUGAGCACGCGCACCGCCUUCCACCCGGCCCGCUGCAAGGUGCCCUUCCACCAGUCGAUGCCGCACUUCGACUGCAAGGAGGCCCGUGUGGCGUCACGUUCCUCGAGUGGCGGCGGUUCGGCCAUGCUGGACGUGCUCGACUCGGGCCACAGCUCUGCUGCCUUGCUGGCUGAAGAGGAGGCGCCCUCGCCGAGCGAUUCGGGCGUGGCUGAGCUUGAAGCUCAGCUGCGCGAGAAGGACGCGGAAAUCGCGCACCUGCGCCAGACUCUGGAGCGCAACGAGCAGGCCAUCAUCCAGGUCUACGAGGAGAAGGAGCAGCUCUGGCACAGGCGCCUCGAUGACCUGCGUGACCACUACGAGCAGCAACUGCAGAGGCACGACGUGGCCGCCGCGCGGGACGAGAGCCCGGUGUGCAGUGGCAGUGUUGGAUUGGAGGAAGCCAGCUGCCGGCCUGGGGGUGCGCUCAAGCUGUCAUGGCUGGACACGCCGCAGUUGGACAGCGAGGUGGCCGAGCUGACCACACUCAUGGAGGAUUCGCGACUCACAGGCAAUGCCAACGACGACGUGCGCCGACUUCGGCUCGAGCUGCAUCGCUGCCGGCGCCAACUGCAGGUUGCCUUGCAGGGUUUCGAGGAGGAGCGCCAGCGCUGGCAGCACGAGCGCGCCCAGGCUGCCCAGUACCAACGCCAGCUGGAGACCAGCUACUGGCAGCUGUGCAGCCACAACCGCGAGCUGCUGCGCGCUGUGUCGCACGCCAGCCUGCCGCUUGAGCUGCUUGAUGGCUGGUACCACUCGGAGUCCAGCUGCUGAAAACCAACCACACCCAUCUGUGAUAUCUUCGGUCCGGUGCGCCUCUUCCUCCUUUCGGAGAGAGGGUGUCUCCGGGGUUGGCAUGAUUAGCUUAGCGUUCCAGAACCGGAAACUACUAUGGGCACCACUUUGCGCAGCUUUUAUUUGUUCAACCGAGGCUAGCUAGCCCUCACACUGAUGCAGUAAUUUUGCAGCACUUGUAUCAAUAUUGAAUAACAGCCUUCUACAUUUAAAUUUGUACCUUCACAGUUUUUAUAUGCACACAAGUAUAACAUUCAUGUUUAUCUACAAAACAAUGAAAAGAAGUGGAUGCGCUGUCACUGCAAAGCAUUUUUUCCUAGGCAAUGGCAGAAUAUAGCUUAUACUUGAACCCUGUCUGUGAAUAUGCUGUGAUUUGGUAGACCAUUUGUACAGGACAGCAACAUCAUAUGGAAGAGCAUUGGAAUUUUCAUACUAAAAUGCUGCAAAUAUAGUCAGCUUGAAUUUUUUUUAAGCAUAUCUAAGUGAGCGGCAGCAGCAGGAAAGAUCUCAAUUGCCCUAACCAGAGGGUACAGAAUUGUGAAGUGCGCAUCACAAAAUAUAUCCAUGAAUGCUUGUUUCCGGCUCUGGGGCAAUGAGCAGAUGCAAUCAUGCACAGGUUUGCACCCUACCCAAAUUUGCGAGCUUUCACAGUGCAUCUUGAUCCAUUUACAGUGUAGACCGCUUAUAACGAAAGUCUGCGGAGUCGUCAAUAUCUGCACUUUAAGCGGUACCGCACUAUAACCAAAACGACGAUUUUCAAGCCCUGCAUGUAUGCAAAGCAUGUAGAACAAGCAGCCGCUCGUAUCCGAGAAUCGAAGCAUGCGACUGGGAGUUUGGCAUCGGUUUAAAUUUACGAACGUUGAAAGGUUAAUGUCCAAGUACCCACGAUGUUCGCAUGAAGCAGACAAAGUAAUUUA
Messenger RNA from Dermacentor silvarum, 2346 nucleotides. Its product is annotated as leucine zipper putative tumor suppressor 3. Bases 269 to 1408 code for a protein of 379 amino acids. NCBI's taxonomy places the organism in Eukaryota, Metazoa, Arthropoda, Arachnida, Ixodida, Ixodidae. The transcript is spliced from 4 exons. The record is from RefSeq and is a predicted model, not a curated record.